GACGCGGUCCGUUCCGCCGCGCCGCCACUGUUCGACAUGCGCUACAAGUCGCUCAUCAGCCUGGUGGCGGCGUUCGACACGCUCGACUCGAGCACGUCGGGCGACAAGGGCUCGGGCGACUCGGCGCGCUCGGCCGCCGUCCGCAGCCGGCUGCUGGAGACGAAGCCGAACAAGCUGACGCGGCCGCGCUCGCUGACCAGCCUGGUGUGGGACCUGCACCAGCCGGCGCCGGACAUGUUCGCCAAGCCGAGCAUCAUCGCCGACCACGAGCGGAAGCUGCGGCUCGAGCCGGGCGUCUACACGCACCGCAGCCACAACAUCCUGCUCAACAACAAGUACAACAACCUGAAGAAGAUCGGCACGCUCUACUUGUGAAGCCGGUCCGAGCGCGCCACGUGAUACCCGCCGGGGGCCAUGGGCGGCAGUCGCCGGUCGGUUACCGCUGCUGCCGACCGGUCAAAACGGGACCCGGCGCCGA
Pollicipes pollicipes is the source of this 478-nucleotide messenger RNA. RefSeq lists its product as uncharacterized. The coding region runs from base 37 to 375 and encodes 112 amino acids. The transcript has 2 exons. NCBI's taxonomy places the organism in Eukaryota, Metazoa, Arthropoda, Thecostraca, Pollicipedomorpha, Pollicipedidae. The record is from RefSeq and is a predicted model, not a curated record.